AAGCUCACAUAUGAGCGAGAUUUCCAGACCAAUCCUUUAUGCCAGAUAAAACCAGAGGGGCGACCUGAUUUAGAAGUUGUCCUUGGUCAAGCCCUAACCCCGUCUAAGUCGGGCUUUUCACAAAACAGGUAUUUCAGUAAAAUCAGAUAUUUUAUUCAGUUUGCUGUUUUUCCAACUGUUCAUAAAUCACUUGAAAGUAAGCUUAACAAAGUUAAUUAUUAUGAGAUAAAGUGCCAAUAAAUUUUGAGAAUUUUGUGAUAUGAACUUUUUUGUUGUAGGAUACAAAAAUCUGAUGGGGGUGAAAACAUGUUCCUCCCUUCAUUUAUGCACCAGCAGUCAAGAGUAAUAAGUUGCUUUUGUUAUGGGAGUACAAUAUUGUGUGAAAUACUUGCUUCAGUCCCCUCUGAAAUUUGCUUGCUUACAUUGGAUAGAGUUUUAUAAUGCAAGAGAUGGUAGCAAAAGGUCGCAAUCUCAAAUUCAAAAGGAUGACUAUUUAAAACAUAAUUUAUUAAAACUAAAUUGUACACUGAGGUCUAAAUCAGUGAGGGCCAUGUUGCUCAAUAUUUUUAAAAACACAUUUUUUGAAAAAAAAUAUUCUCAGUCCUAGCUACCUUAUUUUCCACUGUACAAGUUGAACGGGUGUAUUUAUAAGUCAACCCUUCUUUUUGACCCUGUGAAUGAAGAUUUUUUUGAUUUUGGGUGUCCAUCUUAAGUUACUUCAUUUAGCUUCCCUGUGUCUCUUUGUAUAAAUUUGUUGUUAAUCCUUAACAUAUAUUGUAUUGCAUAUCAGUCGGUGUUCUGGUGACUGCUGAGUAAGAUGCUGUCACUGUUACUUACCUCAAUACUUAACCAAGACUAGAUUUGUUGGUAAUGGCACUUGAAAUGAAAUGAGAACCACAAAGCAAUAAAACAAAGUAGCCCCCUUCCUUUUAUCAGCAAUACAAUUUACAAACUCAGUAUUUUAUAUAUAUUCCACCUUGUUAACUUUGUUUAGAGGCCCAAACUAAAACAUUCUAUUUCAUUAUAGAAUAACCAGUCUGGUUCAAGAGGUGGAUGCAAAAUGAAUACUCAGCCCAAGAAAGUGACUGAUUUUCCAAGUGUACAACCUCAAGUUGAGGUAAAUAUCCAGUAAUAGACCUUGUCACGGUUUUCGAUGCCAUCUUGACGAGUAGGCAAAUGCGUGAGAAAUUAUUGCCAGUGUUUGUAUGGGAAUCUAAUGUCGAAUAAUUUCCGUAACAUGGCUGUUUUGAAAAAAAUAUGAAUUGUAAACUAAAGCUUCACUCUUAAGGAUAUAUUCUACUAUUUCAUGUGCUAGAAGACCAGGUAAAACCUUUUUUUAAAUUUUUUUUUAUACAUUUGUCUGUAAAAAUUUCCCGGGAAAAAUUGCAGACAAAUAUGGAAAAUGUAAAGCAAGCAUCUGGAGAAAUUUAAGCACAGUCCUGGCCCCCAAAAUUUGUUAGUAGAAUCCUUUGCUGUUUAGCUUUAGUUUACAAUUCAUAUUUUUUUCAGAACAGCCGUUUUAUUUGAAACUAUUCGACAUUGGAUUCUCAUACUCAUCAAGAUGGCGUCGAAAACCGUGUCAAGGUCUAUUCCUCAAUGUAAAGGCAGCGUGCCGAGAGAAUUGUAAUAAUGGUGGAGUGCCUUAAUUGUCUUUCAUGGUAUUGAAUAGUAAGUCACAUACAAGUCUAUGUAUGAUAUGUGGGUGGGUGUAUGUAUGUGGGUGUUUGGGAAUUAAAGAGGUUUUUUAUUUAUUUAUUCGCACAGUUUUCAAAUACUUAAACAGUGAUUAAUACUGAAUUCUUUGAUGUGAAUAGUUGAGGAGAACUGAAAACAGAUGGGUGAGACAAGGUGAAAUUGCUAAAACUGGAAGUGAAGAGGAACAGAAAACAGAGGUAAUUUUUAUCUUGAAAUCUUAUGAUGUAGAAUGUGUCUUGGGACUCUAGCAGAGUAUACAGCUACUCAAUCUUUGUCAUUUUUACUAGGAGUUGUUCCGCAAAGUUAGAAGUAUUCUGAACAAACUGACACCUCAGAAGUUCCAGACUUUGACCCAGCAGAUUAUUGACCUGGAUAUUGACACUCCAGAGAGAUUGGAAGGUGCCAUUGACCUAAUUUUUGAAAAGGUUUGUACCAGGGGAAUAAACACAGCAUGGACAUGAAAAUAUCUUAAGACUCAAAAAGUUGUUCAGCAUGUGCAUGCAUGGGUGCCAGAGUACUCUUUUGAGGGAAAUAGUUUAAAUGUAUGCUUUAAAGUCUGAAGUCAAGUUCUGGAAUUGAUUCUAGAAACUCCUCUUGUUAAUAAUUUCUGUCUGUGACUCUUUGUGCAGUUCCAGAACAUAUCCAAAGUCCAACACCAAGGAGUUGUAUUUCUGUCAGGAGUACUCAUGCAGUAGGGUCAGGGAAAAGAUCUAUUGAGAAUGGUCAGCUCGUAUGUGUAGCUCUUCCUCUUUCCUUUUUUCAUAAGUCCCUAUGACAUGCAUCUUCUGUUGAUAUUUAGGGUUGGGGACAUUGAUUGAGUCCUAUCACCUAUUGUAAUUUUGUGAAACCUGAGACAGCCCCUGCUGCAAAUGGUGGGUUCAUACUGUCAAACUGGACAUUGGAUAAUUUCUUUGUGCUGCACAUUAUGCAGGGGUUUCAAUAAGCACUGACGGCCGAUGAAACACGUUGGCUCCUCAGCUCAUAGAGGUCUGCUACUUUUUACAGAAAAAAGAAGCAACUAGUUUGAAUAAUGGUUUAAACAAAAAAUAUAUCAUAAAAUCUGAAUGAAAACGUAGUAAUUAUGAUAUUUGUUUUCCCAAAGGCCCACUGGUUUUACCUUAUGCUUUAGUCAUGUGAACGCUAUAUUUCAGUCAUUUUUUCAAAAGUUUCUUCAUAGGUUUACGCAGAAUUUGUUUACGUGCAAAAGUACGUAAUUUAGUUUUCAUGAUGGUUGUUCAUUGCUCGUAGGAAUUGAUUGUGUGACUGAUAAAUGGAAAUCGACAUUUUCUUGAAUGAAAAACACGCUCUUUUGUCCUCGAAUUUAGUCCCCAGAACGCUGAAAAUCGCAUUUCUAGGGCUUUGAAAUUUCAAAAUCUUUUGGGGCGGAAUGCGCUUUGAUUCCCCCAGAAAAGGAGACCAACGGCCCCUUGUUGAUACAGUCGGUUACUCUAUCCAAACUGCUGGCUACUUCAAUUUUUAUUGAAGCCCCUGAUUAUGGCAUUUUCAAAUUAUGCCAUUUGGCUACAACUACCUGAUUUCAAUCCAUUUUUCUCUUUCUUUUUAACAAUUAGUUAUCCCAGUGAAGCUUGGUCAGGAGCUAAUUUUCACAAAUCUUGCAGCAUUCUUGUAGUUGUAUCCAAAUUACUUGAUUAAUUAUACGGUAUUGAAACCCAAUGGAAUCACAAGUCGUAUUCCGCGAAUUGGGUGGUUUUGGAUCAGGUUUGAGUGUUUAAGCUGUCUUGCUGUGGAUACAGUUUUCAAGUGACAUUUUUGUUGUUGUUGCAGGCUAUUGAUGAAGCUGCAUUCAGUGUGGCUUAUGCCAAUAUGUGCCGGUGCCUUGUUCCUGUAAGUAAAAAAAAAAGUAUAUGAUGACCCAUUGAAAAUCAGUUUCUGCUGUUACCUUUUAUUUCAUUGUCAUCUCACAUUGCAAUUUUUACCUGAAUUGUCACAGCAAUGUUGAUUCUGUAGUUUCAUUGGGCUUAUGGUUGGACCAACUCGUUCUCGCACGGAACCUUGAGCUGUAGCACUUAGAACAGUUUUGUUGUUUUCAUGUUUUCAUUGCAGAAAAAAGUGGUGGUGGAGAAGGAGGGGGUAAAGAAAGAUAUAUCCUUCCGCAAGAUUCUGCUAAACAGAUGUCAGAAAGAGUUUGAGAAAGAAAAAUCUGUUGAGAAGAGAAUUCAUGAG
This is a messenger RNA of Porites lobata, 3879 nucleotides long. The record is from the annotation of a GenBank genome assembly. Lineage: Eukaryota; Metazoa; Cnidaria; Anthozoa; Scleractinia; Poritidae.